Messenger RNA from Aedes albopictus (Asian tiger mosquito), 2097 nucleotides. RefSeq names its product ejaculatory bulb-specific protein 3-like. Lineage: Eukaryota; Metazoa; Arthropoda; Insecta; Diptera; Culicidae. The record is from RefSeq and is a predicted model, not a curated record. The transcript is spliced from 2 exons. The coding region runs from base 105 to 491 and encodes 128 amino acids.
CAAAUCAGCUACCGGACACUAUAUAUAAUCGCUGAAUAUUUUGAUAGCACUAUAUUUCAAAUCGACACAGCUUCCAGCAACAAGCUCCAACCAAUUUUCCAAACAUGAAAUUCUUCGUCGUUAUUCUGGCACUGUUCGCCGUGGCCGCCGCCCGUCCCCAGGAGGACAAGUACACCACCAAGUACGACAGUAUCGACAUCGAUGAGAUCCUGAAGUCGGACCGCCUUUUCAAGAACUAUUACAAUUGCCUGUUGGAUACGGGAGCUUGCACCCCGGAAGGAAACGAACUGAAGCGUGUCCUGCCCGAUGCCCUGGAGAACAACUGCUCGAAGUGUAGCGAGAAGCAGCAGAUGUCCAGCACCAAGAUCAUCAAGUUCCUGACCGAGAACAAGCCUGAGGAGUGGGUUGCCCUGAAGUCCAAGUACGAUCCGGAUAACAAGUACGUCGAGAAGUAUGUGGCUGAUGCCGAUAAGGAUGGAAUCAAGCUGUAAAAUAAAUGAAUGACUGAAAUGAAAUACUCUUAUUGAUUGAUUUUUUUUAAAUUGUAUCCUCUUCUUCCCUUUACCGUUGAUGUGUUCAACUGUAUUUCACAGAGAGAAUAAACAUUUAAACACGGUCAAUUGACUAACUUUUUUCAAACCGGGAGGACGUCCCUUAACGUAGGUGGAAAGAAAAAGAGGAAGAAAAAGUCAGAGGUACAAGAGCGCAAGGACACCUGGCUAAGAAAGGUAGGAGGGCAUGUACUAAGCGCAAGGGCGCAACGCAAGUAAGAUGACGAGCUCGUCAGAUGGAAGAGUGUAUGUAUUUAGAAGUCUUGAAGACGAUGAGAAGCGAUGAGGAGCGAUGUCAAGCUCGUGGAUUUUAGAGUAUACUUACGCAGUAUUCGACGUAUUCGUAAAGGCAAAAUGAUCCUCAAGAUCAAGCGCGACAAAACGUGCAAGGGCGCUGCCCCAAACAGCACAAAUUGUACAAAAAAGUGUCGCACUUGGGUUAGAAUAACAUGAAUGUAUCUCCUGUACAACCAAAAGCAUGCGCUGUCGAUACUUCUUUGUGGCAUGUGUGCUGCUUGGGGCCUACAAAAGUCUGGCGGAAGAGGUCCUUGGCGAAGGGGUCGAGGUGAGGGUUCUUACAGCCGAAGCGACUCUGGAGGUGAAGAACCUAGAUAAGAUCACUGACGCGGAAGAGAUCGUCACGGAACUGCAGCAACAGUGUGUAAUUAUCGGGAAGUCAGUCGGGAGCAGUACUGAGACUCCCCGACUCAAUAGCCUUAGGGUCGGCACGCUCACGUUACGGAACUCGCGGGCAGGGAACUCUCGCACUUAGAAAUAGGUAACCACAACAGCACUUCACGGACAAUUACACUUUAUUCGGGUUUUACCUUCUAUAUUUCCAGGAUCCUGGCACUACUGUUCUCUCCCUCUAUCUCCCACUUUCUUACAACUAAUCUGACCUUUCACGUUGGGGGCCCCUUUGUCAGCAACACUCCACCUCACCUGUCCUCCACAGCAUCCUGGAUACUGUGAGCGUGGCGGCACGCAGGCCUUCGUACAGCUGGCGUAUGCGAUGGCGGCGCACGGUACUUUACACCGCUAUGAGCAACGGCAACGUCCUUCGGGUUUGGGUGGUUUGGAGUGGCACUACAGGGGUUCCUGAACCUCCUACGCGUCUCGGUCCUGCCGAUAUGGUGACGGAUCGGCCUUCGGCAAGUUCUGUGCCGGAAUUCGCCCAGAUGGUCACGGAGACGACGUAGGGAAAUCGGUCGGGCACUUUCAAGUCAAAACGGCGGGGUUCUGUAGCACAGAGAGGGCAUUACUCACAGGUUUUAAAUGUUACGGUUACUGGUAUUACCUGUAGUCCACUUCUCUGACACUUCUUCCACUUUUCAACUUUCUCCAAUAACUCUGCAUAGAACUUUCCAAACUUUUACUUCGAAUUCUUCUGUGUUAACUGUCUUAAUCGACGAACUCUGGGCAAGUGAUAGCAUACCGAGUCGUUGACUGCCUUGAGGUUCAUGACCUCGUUCCUCGGUCAUUGCCCUCUCCAGCCAUCCCAUUUCUCAACGGCCCCGUUACGCCACCCCUCAUGGUCGCUCAAUGA